Diaporthe batatas is the source of this 1619-nucleotide messenger RNA. RefSeq lists its product as uncharacterized. Gene Ontology annotation, cellular component: pyruvate dehydrogenase complex. NCBI's taxonomy places the organism in Eukaryota, Fungi, Ascomycota, Sordariomycetes, Diaporthales, Diaporthaceae. The record is from RefSeq and is a predicted model, not a curated record. The transcript is spliced from 2 exons. Bases 151 to 1440 code for a protein of 429 amino acids. Gene Ontology annotation, molecular function: dihydrolipoyllysine-residue acetyltransferase activity. Gene Ontology annotation, biological process: pyruvate decarboxylation to acetyl-CoA.
AUUUCUCGCAGUCCCGCGACAGCACUGGAGACUUCCCUCCGCCCUCGCACCCGCCCACCACGUCGCCUCGCGCCCGCCUCGCCCCUGCAAACAUCGCCAGCUCGCCUGCACUCCCCAUAUCGAGGGGUCGCCUGUCACGAGUUACCGACGAUGGCUUCCCUCGCCUCUGCUUGCCGCCUGUCCGCCAGGCUGGCGCGGUCCAAAUUGCCUCACGAGGCAGCUGCUCGGGGCUUCCGGACAUCGGCCUCCUCCCUCGCCGCCCAGAACUUCACAAUGCCUGCAUUGUCCCCCACCAUGACCGAGGGCAACAUCGCGACCUGGAAGGUCAAGGACGGCGACAAGUUCUCCGCUGGUGACGUCCUCCUGGAGAUCGAGACCGACAAGGCGACGAUGGACGUGGAGGCUCAGGACGACGGUAUCAUGAUGAAGGUCCUGACGGGCGACGGCGCCAAGGGCGUGCAGGUCGGAACACGGAUUGCCGUGAUCGCCGAGGAGGGCGACGACAUCAGCUCACUCGAGAUCCCGCCCGAGGACACCCCGAAGCAAGCGUCUGCCCCCAAGGCACCAGAGAAGAGUUCCGAGCCCGCGCCAGUACCACAAGAGGAGAGGACUGCAUCAGAGCCUGCCAAGCACGGCGCCAGAGGCGGCGGAAAGGCCCAGAAGCAGACCUACCCUCUGUUCCCCUCGAUCAUCCAGCUGCUCCACCAGAACGGCAUCGACGAGUCCAAGAUCCACGAGAUUCCUGCGACGGGGCCUAAAGGCCGUCUGCUGAAGGGUGAUGUGCUGGUCUAUCUUGGCAAGGCCAAGGCCGACUCCGCCUCUAAUGUGGAAGAGAUAUACAACAAGCUGUCACACCUGGAUCUUAGCAAUAUCAAGGUGGCCGAGAAGAAGGUAGAGAAGAAGGGCGCGGAGAAGCCAGCCAAGCCGGCUGCGCCUGUGGUCGAGGACCUGCAGGUGACCCUGCCCAUCUCUCUGGCGCAGGUCAUCGAGGUACAGACCAAGGUGCAGGACACCCUCGGCGCGUUCCUGCCGCUGUCGGCCUUCAUUGCGCGCGCCACCGAGGUCGCCAACGACGAGCUGCCCCUGGCCGCUGACUACAAGCCGUCUGCGGACGAGCUGUUCAACCAGGUCCUUGGCCUGGACACAGUGAGCCCCCAGGGCUCCAAGGGCCACUACCUCCCCCAGAUCUCCGCCCUGCCACCACCACCAUCCCUCUCCCAGAAGACUUUCGCCACAGCCAAGCCGGACAUAUAUGACAUCCUCACAGCGGGCCCCGUCAGCAAGAAGGCGCCCGCCCCAUCCAGCCGGCCGGCUGGCCUCUCUACGGGGGUGAACGUGUUUUCCCUCAAGGUGCCCAAGGCCGAGGAGCAGAGGGCAAAGGUGUUCCUCGAGCGGGUCAAGAUGGUCCUGGAGAACGAGCCCGGCCGGCUGGUCCUGUGACAGCCAUAAUACAGCACACAGAAAGCCGGGGCGAUACUAACAUGCGCACACAUUGUACGAAUACCAAUUUGCAUUGAAUAGACAUCGUGGCAAGCGUUCAUGCACGGAGGCAUCAGAUCAAGAUUUUGGCCAAGAGUGAUUGUGGCAUAUUGUAAUGGCCUCUUCUCGUUCCAAGUCUA